Messenger RNA from Pelobates fuscus (common spadefoot toad), 3203 nucleotides. It is a transcript of the gene LGR5, whose product is annotated as leucine rich repeat containing G protein-coupled receptor 5. Lineage: Eukaryota; Metazoa; Chordata; Amphibia; Anura; Pelobatidae. Gene Ontology annotation, biological process: activation of adenylate cyclase activity; hormone-mediated signaling pathway; adenylate cyclase-activating G protein-coupled receptor signaling pathway. Bases 317 to 3028 code for a protein of 903 amino acids. The transcript is spliced from 18 exons. Gene Ontology annotation, molecular function: G protein-coupled peptide receptor activity; protein-hormone receptor activity; protein binding. Gene Ontology annotation, cellular component: plasma membrane. The record is from RefSeq and is a predicted model, not a curated record.
GCCACAUGCACAGCUCACACUCAGAGCACACUGUCCCCUCUGUGAGUGGCUCCUGUGGCUGCGGUGACGUCACGGAGGCUCAGUUCGGGCUCGGGAGCUCUUUAAAGCAGCGUGAGAUGCUCCGGGCAGCAAAGUGAGGAGAGGCAGAGAGACAGCGAGGAGGGGACAGAGAGCACUGCCUGCUAACCUACCUCGCCCCCUAGUCACCUCACUGCAAAGUACCCCACCCCCAGCCCUAGAGGGGGCGAUGCGCUGUGCCCCUCUCUCAUAGAGCGAUAUAUCCUCCAUCGGGAUUCAGGAUCUGAUCAUCGGCACCAUGGACACCUCCCGGACCUGCCUGCUCGUGGUGUGCUCAGUGCUGUGCAGCCUGCAGCUGGCGAGCGCGGUUCGGCCAGGGAAGCCGCAGCAGCACCGGAGCUGCCCUGCCCCCUGUCAGUGCGAGCCGGACGGUGUGCUUCUCAGGGUGGACUGCUCGGACCGGGGGCUGACUGCCCUGCCUGGAAACAUCAGUAUAUUCACCGCUUACCUGGAUCUCAGCAUGAACAAUAUCACGAAGUUGCCCUCCGGUGCCCUCCACAAUCUCCACCUGCUGGAAGAGCUACGUCUUGCAGGAAAUGAUCUGACAUACAUCCCCAAGGCGGCUUUUGUUGGGCUCAAUAAUCUGAAAGUGCUGAUGCUGCAGAACAAUAGAUUAAGACAGGUACCAAGUGAGGCCUUUCACAACCUACACAGACUUCAGUCACUGAGACUGGAUGCAAACCACAUCAGCUCUGUUCCACCUAACUGUUUCGGUGGCUUGUAUUCCCUCCGUCACCUUUGGCUGGAUGACAAUUUAUUGACAGAAAUCCCAGCGAGGGCCUUUGAAAGUUUGUCUGCUUUGCAGGCUAUGACUCUGGCACUGAACAAGAUUCACCAUAUUCCAGACAAUGCAUUCAGAAACUUAUCAAGUCUUGUGGUUCUCCAUCUCCAUAACAAUAGGAUCUACUCCCUGGGAAAGAAAUGCUUUGACGGACUCCACAGUCUGGAGACUUUAGACUUGAACUAUAACAAUCUGGAGGAGUUCCCUUCAGCCAUCAGAACUCUGACGAAUCUUAAGGAACUAGGAUUUCAUAGCAAUGACAUCAAGAGUAUUCCAGAACAAGCAUUCAUUGGUAACCCUUCACUUAUUACAAUUCAUUUUUAUGAUAAUCCAAUUCAGCUGGUUGGAAGAUCGUCGUUCCAGCAUUUGCCUGAACUCAAGACACUAAUACUAAAUGGAGCUUCCCAGAUUACAGAAUUUCCCGAUCUAACAGGAACUACAAGUCUUGAAAGCCUGACUCUUACGGGAUCGCAGCUUGUUCAUCUCCCUGAAGUAGUCUGCUACCAACUGCCAAGCCUGCAAGUACUAGAUUUGUCAUACAAUCACAUUAAGGAUUUGCCAAGCUUUACGGGGUGCCAGCGACUCCAGAAAAUAGAUCUACGUCAUAACGAAGUAUAUGAAAUUAGAUCUGCCACCUUUCAACAGUUGCUCGUUCUGCGUUCCUUAGAUCUGUCCUGGAAUAAAAUUACCGUCAUUCAGCCUAAUUCAUUUUCCUCUUUGCCGUCCCUUAUCAGACUGGAUCUUUCUUCCAACCAGUUAACCUCAUUUCCUGUAAUGGGGCUGAAUGGCUUAACUCACCUGAAACUGACCGGAAACCCUGAACUUCAAGGACUGAUCCCAUCAGAGCACUUUCCAAAACUCAGGGUCAUGGAAAUGCCGUACGCGUACCAGUGUUGUGCUUUCGGAGCUUGUGAGAAUCUCUUGAAACACUCGAGUCAGUGGAACAAAGACGACAACAUCAGCACAGACGAUGCUUAUCAAAAAGAUGCGGGGCCUUUGCACCUUCAAGAUGAUUUUGAAGAGUUCCUUCUUGAUUUUGAAGAAGAUUCCAAAGUCCUUCACACAGUACAGUGCACUCCAACACCAGGACCAUUCAAACCAUGUGAUUAUCUAUUUGGAAGUUGGCUCAUUCGAAUUGGAGUUUGGCUCAUAGUUUUACUAGCCUUUGUCUGCAAUGCUUUGGUGAUAUCUACAGUCUUUCGACCUCUGUCGUACAUCCCGUCCAUAAAGCUUCUCAUUGGCAUCAUUGCCAUUAUGAAUACACUGAUGGGUCUUUCCAGUGGUGUGCUGGCAACUAUUGACGCUUUGACCUUUGGCAACUUUGCUCAGUAUGGUGCCUGGUGGGAGAGUGGAAUAGGCUGCCAAAUUACAGGUUUUUUGUCUGUUUUUGCAGCAGAAACCUCCAUCCUUCUACUUACUGUGGCUGCACUUGAGCGUGGAUUUUCUGUCAAAUGUACAACUAAGUUUGAGACCAAAACUUCCUUCAUAAGCGUGAAACUAUCCAUUGCCUUCUGUUUUAUCCUGUCCCUCAUAAUCGCACUUUCUCCGUUGCUGAGCGGGAGCGCCUAUGGGACCUCUCCACUUUGCUUUCCACUGCUGUUCGGGGAUCCCUCUUCUAUGGGUUUCAUGGUAGCCUUGGUUCUCCUAAACUCACUAUGCUUUCUUGUGAUGACUGUAGCUUACACUAAACUCUACUGCACGCUAGAAAAGGGGGAAUUAGAAAAUGUUUGGGACUGUUCUAUGGUAAAGCAUAUAGCGCUCCUGCUUUUUACAAAUUGUAUCCUCUACUGCCCAGUAGCUUUUCUGUCUUUUUCCUCCUUGCUGAAUCUGACCUUCAUUAGCCCGGAAGUGAUUAAAUCCAUACUAUUGUUGAUCAUUCCAUUACCUGCAUGUUUAAAUCCUCUCCUAUACAUACUCUUUAAUCCUCAUUUCAAAGAAGACAUUGGGGAGCUAAAAGGUGGAGACAUGUUUUGGAGAGAGUCUAGACACACAAGCUUAGCAUCCAUCAACUCAGAAGAUGCAGAGAAGCAAUCUUGCGAUUCGACGCAAGCUCUUGUGACCUUCACAAGUUCCAGCAUAUCUUAUGAUUUACCAGCCAGCUCCUCAACGUCAUAUCAAAUGACUGAAAACUGUAAACUGUCUGCGGUGGCGUUCGUUCCUUGCCACUGAAACCUGAGAAAUUGAUAUCUCCUGAACAUUACUGCUAGGUACCAUGACGAACUCUAAACCAAGGAGAGAAAAAAUGGUUUCUUUUAUCUAUGUUUUAAACAAAAUCCACGAAAGUGUUGCUUUGCAUAAUGACUAUCUCAGAUAUACAGCUCAGGUUCUUUAUUUUUUACCUUUU